This is a messenger RNA of Trematomus bernacchii (emerald rockcod), 1334 nucleotides long. RefSeq names its product vasoactive intestinal polypeptide receptor 2-like. Bases 21 to 1334 code for a protein of 437 amino acids. Gene Ontology annotation, molecular function: peptide hormone binding; vasoactive intestinal polypeptide receptor activity; G protein-coupled peptide receptor activity. Gene Ontology annotation, biological process: adenylate cyclase-modulating G protein-coupled receptor signaling pathway; cell surface receptor signaling pathway. The record is from RefSeq and is a predicted model, not a curated record. The transcript is spliced from 13 exons. Gene Ontology annotation, cellular component: plasma membrane. Lineage: Eukaryota; Metazoa; Chordata; Actinopteri; Perciformes; Nototheniidae.
AUUCAACCUGAGGAGGAAACAUGAAAAGUUUGCUUUUUCUCACCUUGUGUUUCUCCACCUUUCUGCUCAUGGUUGAUGGACGACAUCCCACCUGUAACUUCCUGCUGGAGGUGGAGCGAGACGAGGCCGAAUGUGAGAGGAGGCUGAGGGAGGAGGAGGCUGCCGGGAAACACAAAGGCCCAGGAUGCAAAGGAGCGUGGGACAGCAUUGCAUGCUGGGAGAGAACUGAGGUCGGACAGACCUUCACCAUCCCCUGUCCUCGAGUCCUCAAGACUGUAUUUGGGAGAAAUGGUAACAUCAGCAGGAACUGCACGUCUGCAGGAUGGUCAGAGGUGUUCCCGAACAUCUCCAGUGUUUGUGGGUCGGACACCAGCCAGGACAAGCAGCUGGUGUUUUACGUGGUCGUGAAGACGUUGUACACCCUGGGUCACAGCCUGUCAUUAAUCGCUCUGACCACCGGGAGCGCCAUUCUCUGUCUGUUCCGGAAGCUCCACUGCACCAGGAACUACAUCCACCUCAACCUCUUCCUCUCCUUCAUCCUGAGAGCUGUGGCCGUGUUGGUGAAGGACGACAUCCUCUUCAACAGAAACUCUCAGUGCUCCAGCCAGCCGUCACUGGUGGGAUGUAAAGCCAGCUUGGUGUUUUUCCAGUACUUCAUCAUGGCUAACUUCUUCUGGCUGCUGGUGGAGGGGCUGUACCUCCACACGCUGCUCGUCGUCAUCUUCUCCGAGAACAGACACUUCAUCGUCUACAUGUUCAUCGGCUGGGGAUUCCCCCUGGUGUUCGUGUUUGCGUGGGUGAUGACGAGGAUUUAUCUGGAGGACACGGGAUGCUGGGAGAGGAAUGACAACCCCGUACCCAACUGGGUGAUCAACGGACCAAUCGGUUUAUCCAUUAUGGUGAACUUUAUCCUGUUCAUCAGCAUUAUUCGGAUCUUGGUCCAGAAGCUGAGGUGUCCUGACGUGGGCGGAAACGACCAAUCACAAUACAGGAGAUUGGCUAAAUCCACCCUGCUGCUGAUCCCUCUGUUUGGCAUCCACUACGUUGUCUUCGUUUCUCUCGGCGGAUCCAUCGCAGAGGAUUAUAAAAUAUUCUUCGACCUGGCACUCGGAUCCUUUCAGGGUCUGGUGGUGGCCAUUCUGUACUGUUUCCUAAACAGUGAGGUGCAGGGUGAGCUAAAGAGGAAGUGGCGGAGUAUGUGUCUGAACUGCCGUCUGAACAGAGAUCACUUCAGCAACACCUUCGCCUCCAGGAACGGUUCAGAGCACAUGGUGCAACCUCACAGAAACUCCAGAACCCAGUCCAUCCUGCAGUCUGAGACAUCCGUGCUCUAA